This is a messenger RNA of Prorocentrum cordatum, 755 nucleotides long. Lineage: Eukaryota; Dinophyceae; Prorocentrales; Prorocentraceae. The record is from the annotation of a GenBank genome assembly.
GGCGACGCUGGCGUACUUGGCCGGGCUACAGCUGCCCGCCGCCCCCGUGCCUGCCGGACCUGGCGCGGCUGGUCGGACAUGUGUUCCAGCCGCGCCCCCGCCGACUGCCACCGGGUGCCCUCCGUGCUCCACGCCCGCGGCCGCGGCGCCCCUGGACGUCCUGUCGUUCCUGGCCCCUGACGCGCUGGGCGCCGCGGGACCCGUCGCGGCGCCGCUGCCAGACCUGCUUGGCCCAGACGCGGCGCCCGCCGCGCCGGACCGUGCGAGCCCGUCGCCCGCCGUGCAGGACGACGAUCGAUCUGCUCGGGCUGGAGUGACCGUGGCGCCUCCCGCGCUGCCCGCGGCGCCCGCGCUGCCCAGGCGGUGGCCCGUGGGGCCGGAGCGGCCACCGCCGAGCACCACGGGCGCGAAUCGCGCCGCGCCGGGAGCCCGCGGCCGCUCGGGAAAGCCUGCGCGGGCCGGGGUUCAGGUGGGAGGCGACCGCGGUCGUCGGGGGUGCACACCCCGUCUCCUGGCCCCCAGGCUCGCCACCGAAGUCGGCAACCCGUGGAAGGCACGUGGGGCCCUGCGAGACCUCGGAGCUCGGCUCGCUGCUGGACGAGUCCAAAAGUUCCCGGCUGCAAUUCUCCCGCCCUGACACUGCCCCUGAAGCGGGGCUCGAACCCCCGAUGCCGCGGAGGGGGUGCGCGGCGCGAGAGUCCAGUGCGCGGAGCGCGGCCGCCCCCUCACUCUGCGCUGCUCUGGGCGCGCGGGAA